AUGGCCAGUUUCGUCUCUAGACUCAACACGACGGUCGCCCAGUCCUUCGUCGGAAAAUGGUUCAUGCUCGAGGGCUCGUCACACCCUCGCCCCCGCGCUGGCACAACCUUCUCGACCGAGCUCCGUGCCGGCUUUGCGACCUUUGUCACCAUGGCCUACAUCAUUUCGGUCAACUCGCUCAUCAUCUCGGAUACUGGCGGACCCUGUGUCUGCGACUAUGAUCCCCUGGACCCAACCAAGGGCGGAGCGGCGACUGGUGCCACUGGUGAUGGAUCUGCCCCUGCUGUUGGAGCGGGAGACAUGAUUGCUUACUGCAGCAGCAACCAAGAGUACACUUCUUGUAUUGAUAUUGUGCGCAAGGAUCUCAUUGUUGCCACUGCUGCCAUGGCUUGCAUUGCCUCAACUGCUAUUGGUAUCUUCUCUAACCUCCCUCUUGGCAUGGCCCCUGGAAUGGGAAUCAACGCAUACUUUACAUACACGGUUGUCGGCAAGUUUGGAAGCGGUAAGAUCAGCUACGGAGUCGCCCUGGCCGCCGUCUUCAUCGAAGGUCUCGUCUUCCUUGUCCUCUCAAUCCUGGGUCUCCGUCAAUGGCUCGCCCGUUCCAUCCCCCGCAACAUCAAGGUUGCCACAGGAGUUGGUAUUGGUCUCUACCUCUGCUUCAUCGGCAUGCAAUCCUCUGCUGGAAUCGGUCUCAUUCGAUCCGACCCUGCCACGCUGGUCGGUCUUGGGGGCUGCGACAGUAAUUACCUUGAUGCCUCGGGAGCCUGUCUUGCUGGAAGGAUGGAAUCCCCCCGGACUUGGAUGGGCGUUUUGGGACUCUUUAUCAUCUCCAUCUUGGUCCUCUAUAAGGUCAAGGGUGCGAUCUUGAUUGGUAUUCUCUUUGUCGCUGUCGUCUCUUGGUUCCGUGGCACCUCGGUUACUUACUUCCCUAAUGACGCGGUGGGCGACAGUCGUUUCAGCUACUUCAAGCAGGUCGUCAGCUUCCAUAGGAUCCAAAAGACCUGGGCUGUCAUGGACUUUCAGCUGAAUACAGGAGAGUUCUGGCUGGCGCUGAUCACCUUCCUAUACGUCGAUAUUCUGGACACCACCGGCACCAUGUUCUCAAUGGCGCAAUUUGCAGGAUUCAUGGAUCCCAAGACGGGUGACUUUGAGGGCUCGACUCCUGCCUUCAUCACCGAUGCCCUCUGUGUCUCCCUGGGCGCAGUCUUUGGUACCUCGGAUGUUACUGCCUUUGUUGAGUCAGGCGCUGGUAUUACCGAGGGUGGUCGCACAGGAUUGACGGCUGUCACAACAGGUGUCUGCUUCUUCAUCUCCCUCUUCUUCUCGCCCAUCUUCUCAGCCAUCCCUCCCUGGGCCACUGGCCCCGCUCUGAUUUUUGUCGGCUCAUUGAUGACCAAGUCGGUGACUGAGAUCAACUUCAACUACAUUGGCGACUCGAUCCCUGCAUUCCUGACCCUGGCCAUGAUGCCCCUGACCUACAACAUUGCCUACGGUCUUCUCGGAGGACUCCUGGCUGCGGUGGUCAUCAACGGAACCGUCUACAUUGUCGAGAAGCUCUCUGGAGGUCGUCUGGUCCCGCCCAACAAGAAUGAGAAGGACCCCGUCAUGCCCUUCAGGAUGGGUCCUCAGGGUGAGGGUGUUCUCCCUCCUUGGCUGGUCCGUUUGAUCCGCAAGUUGAAGGGUCAGGACCCCCUUGAGCAUGCUGAGCAUGGAACUGGGGCUCGUCGUACUCGUACCUCGGAGGAGACCUUGCCUGCUCCCUCUGCUCCUGCGUCGCCCAAGGUCGAUGAGAAGAAGGACAACAUUGGGGUGGACAAGGUCAUACCCGAUCAGUUCGCUGAGAACCCUGCCAGAUUGACUGCAGCUUCUUCGGGUGUUGAACCCACGUCUUCCCGUCGCAUGUCUCACUCACAUCACCGUAAUAGUAUCAGCUCUGACCAUCGCGGAGAGUUGUAA
Messenger RNA from Linnemannia hyalina, 1956 nucleotides. NCBI's taxonomy places the organism in Eukaryota, Fungi, Mortierellomycota, Mortierellomycetes, Mortierellales, Mortierellaceae. The record is from the annotation of a GenBank genome assembly.